GGAAAUGGAAAACCUGUGAUGAGAGAAAUGAAGAACACACAAGAUGGUGCCCAAGGGAGCUGGUUUAAGGUCACAGAGUUAACAGUCUUGUUCAUCUAAGGGCAAAUUCAGAGAAGCAAUAUAAAGGGAACAGACCGGCCGUAAGGAGAACGUUGGAGACUAUCUCAAGGCAAAGACAUGAACUACUGACUAGGAUAUGGAGCAGCUGUGCACUAGAGGUCUCAGUUUGGCUAGCUGAGUGUGGGACAUGGGGUGCUGAGUCUCUGGAGAACUUGUCUGAGGGGCAAGCAGUAUCUGCGCUAGGUAGGAUCUCCUGGAACUUUAUUAAAGGAAGGUCAUCUCUAACACCUUGAUUAUUUGGCAGAGAGCUUUGACUGGAGAGGAGUAUUUUGGAAAUCCAUAUUAUGCACAAACAUAAGAAAUCAUACCAGUGGUCCCUUCUUUAGAUGCCCUUUCAAGCUCAGUAGAAGACUGGAAAAGAACAGGAAAAGGUUUGUUCUCCAGGCUCAAUUCCCUGUCAUCUGUCCUCUGUCUCAACCUCUCUUUUCAUCCUUAGAUUCCUCAUGGGAUAAAGUAUGACAAGAUAUGGCUAAUGAACUCAAUCCAGAGCCUUUGCAGUGUGUGCUUUACUCCAGUGGAUUUCCACUAUGUGAGAAGUGGGGCUCGAUUCUUUGUCCAGGAAGCUAGCGCUGCCUCUGCCUUGAUGGAUGUCAGCUACAAGAUCUAUGAUGAGGAGAACCAAAAGAUACCUAUCUUUGUCAACCCCUCUGCUGUUCCCUACUCUGUGCGUAAUAAGUUGGAACCAGAAGAAAUGGAGCAGCUAAAGCUGGCCUUUAACAAACGAUUUGAUGUCUCCCAGCAAUCUCUUGACCUCCAGAAGCUCCGCUUUGACCCAAACUUGAUGGGCCAAGAUGUUAAGAUAAUUCUGAAUCGAAGAAACUGCAUGGCUGCUGCCCUGCAGAUCAUCAAGAAGAACUUCCCUGAGCUAUUGUCCUUGAACCUGAGCUGCAACAAACUGUACCAGCUGGACGGCCUGUCUGACAUUGUGCACAUGGUCCCCACAAUCAAGAUACUGAACCUCUCCAAAAAUAAGCUGAACUCUUUGUGGGAGUUAAACAAGAUGAAAGGGCUGAAGCUUGAAGAGCUGUGGCUGCGAGGGAACCCACUGUGUGACAGCUUUCCAGACCAGUCCACCUACGUAAGGCAUUACAACCUUGAACUAUCAACCACCUCUUCUCUAUUUUUGGUUUUGGACAGUGCCAUCAUAGAAUGUUUCCCAAAGUUACUACGCCUGGAUGGCCGGGAGUUACCCUCACCAGUUGUCAUUGACAGUGACACUUCCUGUGCAAUAAAGCCUAGCAAGGAAAACUAUAAAGAAUCUGACAUACUGAAGAAUAUGAUCCUUCAAUUCCUGACGCAAUAUUACUUGAUCUAUGACUCUGGAAACCGAUAUGAUCUCCUCAGUACUUACCACCACAAGGCCUGUUUCUCCCUGACCAUUCCAUUCCACUCUGAGGAUCCAGCCCUAAGCAGCUUAUGCGCUUAUUUCAAGGACAGCAGGAAUAUGAAGACAGUCAAGGACCCCAACCUGCGUGUCCAGCAGUUGAAGCACACAAAUGGUGACAUUGUGCAUGCCCUCUGUGUGUUGCCCAAAACUCAGCAUGACCUCAGCUCCUUCAUGGUGGACAUGUGGUUCCAGACAAGUACGAUGCUCUGCUUCUCUGUCAGUGGGGUGUUCAAGGAAGUGGAAGGAGGGUUUCAGGACUGUGUGCGUGCCUUCACCCGGACCUUCAUCACUACCCCUGCCAGCUCUUCCAGUCUUUGUAUAGUGAAUGAUGAGCUGUUUGUGAUGGAAGCCAGCCCUAAAAACACCCAGAGUGCAUUCUCCAUCCCAGUGCCCAUACCACCCACCAGCUCCGUGGCCACUUUCUCCAAGGAACAGCAGCAAAUGGUGCAAGCCUUCUCCACUCAGUCUGGGAUGAACUGUCAGUGGUCUCAGAAGUGCCUUCAGGACAAUGAAUGGAACUACACCAGAGCUGGUCAAGUCUUCUGUAUGCUCAAGACCGAGGGCAAGAUCCCAGAGGAAGCCUUCAAAGAAAUCCCCUGAAAGGAGCCCUUGGAUGUCGUCUUUGGAUUCAUCCACAUCGUCUUUUUCUCUCUAGCCUCAGGCCACGCCCGUGACUGGGGUUGGAAACUGACCAAGAAGCCAAAGUUACAUUAUAGGCCAAUUAACAUAUCCUGAGGGUCAGUUGUUCUGCAUAUUUCCCUCACUCAUUAUUGCUGUGUUUGUUUUCAUAAUAAAGAGUGAUGUUGCAUGUUA
This is a messenger RNA of Odocoileus virginianus texanus, 2320 nucleotides long. The record is from RefSeq and is a predicted model, not a curated record. Lineage: Eukaryota; Metazoa; Chordata; Mammalia; Artiodactyla; Cervidae.